This is a messenger RNA of Monopterus albus (swamp eel), 2510 nucleotides long. It is a transcript of the gene samd14, whose product is annotated as sterile alpha motif domain containing 14. The record is from RefSeq and is a predicted model, not a curated record. Gene Ontology annotation, biological process: neuron projection development; calcium-mediated signaling; actin filament organization. Lineage: Eukaryota; Metazoa; Chordata; Actinopteri; Synbranchiformes; Synbranchidae. Bases 43 to 1305 code for a protein of 420 amino acids. Gene Ontology annotation, cellular component: cytoplasm; dendrite; actin cytoskeleton. Gene Ontology annotation, molecular function: actin filament binding. The transcript is spliced from 10 exons.
UUACUGUACCUCCUGUCUGUCUCUGCACAGUAACCGCUGACCAUGUCUGCUGGCCUGGACGACAUCGACAACGUGUUCGACCUGAACGAGGCGAUCCCUGAGACCGAGCUGCUGGAUAACAGCAUCCAGAAAGGCCGAGCCCAGCUGUCUGUCAAAGCCCGACGGCACCGCCCCUCCAGGUCCCGUUACCGUGACAGCGUGAGCUCGACGGAGGGCGACCACAGCCUCGACAGGAAGGACAGUCCGUCACACUCCACACGCUCACCUCUACACCUGAGCAUGAGAGGCUCCUCCCCCUCUCCUGAGUCACUGCUGUCAGCUCGAAGCCCUGCCUUCUCCUUCGACACAUCACUGGUGCGUCGCUCUCCAGAAGACGGAGGUGCAUCACUGGAUUCUCCCCCACGGGGGCGGUACCGCCAGCUGACCAAUGCCACAUCUCAGGAGGCUCUGGUGACGCCAAGCAGCUCACCCUCCAAGUCCUGCCCCUCCUCCGACUGCUCACCUGUCUACAUGAGGAGGAGCAGGAGGCCCGAUAGCGAAGUGCUGGUAUCUGAUAGGAGUCAGGACACCAGUCCAGCUGAUCCUGGGAGUCCGAACGUCAUCUUUGACAAGAAAACCAAGAGGCGCUUCCUGGACCUAGGGGUGACCCUCAGGCGUUCGUAUAUCAGAGUGAGGAAGGACAAGUCCAACAGGCUCUCAGUGGGCAGCAGAGAGCCAUCUGAGAGUCCGUCUCGGGCCUCUGGAUCCUUCGUCCCGUUCUCCUGGUUCACUGAAGGGCGGGGGUCAGUCUCCUCCUCCGGGACCCCCCCCUGCUCGCCUAAAAUCCCCCCACUGGGCUCUCCAAGACCCCGCAAGUCCCACUCCCAGGAGUCGGGUCUCAGCGAGGAGUUCUCUCCUCCUCACACCUCCUCCUCCACCUCUCCUCCUGUGGAGUCCUCCUCCUCCUCCAGAUCCGCCCAUCCGUACCACACCCUGUCCCAGUCCUCGGACGAGCCCUGUGACGAACCGGCCUGUGUGGUUUCCUCGUGGACGACUCACCAGGUUUGUCAAUGGCUCCAAGGACUCAACAUGGAGCAGUACGUCCCAGAAUUCACUGCGAGAGGCAUUGACGGUGAGCAGCUGCUGCAGAUGGACGGCAGCAAGCUGAAGGGUCUGGGCGUGCUCAGUUCGUCUGAUCGCAGCGCUCUGAAGCGCCGCAUUAAAGAUAUCCAAAGUGCAGCAGAGAAGGAGAGAAAAGCUCUGGACAAACUGGAGAAACAGAAGGAAAAACAGCGAAGGAAAGACCAGGAGCAGCGCAGGAGCUGAAGCCGACCACCACCACCAGGGGGAGACAGUGGACGACCUGCGAGAGGAAGACAGACAGGAAGAGAAGGAUGGAGGGAGCGAGGGAUGCUGAUGACUGCUUCAGGACCAUUUAGAGUCUGGACCAGAAAGAGAAAGGCAUAGAGAUCUGUAGGGGUGAAAGGUCGACACAACAAACAAUCUCUGUGUUUCCAUACAUCCUGGAAAACCUGGAAACAUCUGAUACAGUUUUCCAGACAUGGAAACGUCCUGGAAAUAAGAACAAGACAUACUAGAAAUAGUUUGAUGAGGCCAGAAGAACAAAAUUAAUCCCGUGUCUCACGUGGCUGCAGUGAAUCCCGAUGUGAAGGAAAAUGUUAUGAAAUGCAAAAUAAAAGUCCAAGUUAUGAACAGUUUUCUUUCAUCAUAUUCCAGGCUCCGUCUCUAAAUUCUGUUUAAGGACAAAUCCUGUAGUGCAACAAAUUACAAACGUUUUCUUUCACUCCUUCUUCUGAGCACAUUUCUCCUCACAUUCCUGUUUCUAAGUGGGUUUGUGUCGUCAUUUGUGUUCGUUUCAUCAACAAAAAGUAUCACAAGUCCACAGACUUCAUUUUAACCAUUUCUUUUUUCAAGGCUCUCAGAUUCAGAUAGGAACUUAAACUUCCUCAUUUUUAAACUAUAUAAUAAAUGUCAACCAAUUUAGGAAUUGCUAUUUAACUGCUUAAAUUCAGACACCCAAAUUCUAAAUGAAAACUUUAAACUCAAACAAUCUGGGCUACAAAUAACAAUUCAAUUACACUGAACUGAAUCGAUCAGCUUUUAAUUUUCUGUCUGAAUCUGCAAAAACACAAAUUUCACAGGUUUACAACCAAAAUGUUCCUGAUCUGCAUCUGAAGUUUACACACACACUUUUCCUUUAACUAAGGUGCUUAUUCUGUUGACAACUCAGGAUUUGUGCUGUGUGUAGGUCACAUCAGCCCAGACUCUCUCGGAAGUCAAAGGUGUCAGGAUCUUUACUGCUCAGCCAGUUUUUUACACAUCAGCACAAAACAUCAAUGGCCAAACAUUAAACUCUACAUACAUAUUAACAUGUAGAGUCCUCAUGAGCAGCCAUGUUAGUACAGGGGAGCCUCCUAAUGCAUGUGCAGUGUAUGAAGGCAGGAGGUCUAACCACAGCGCCGCCAUCGGUGUGUGUGUGUGUGUGUGUGUGUGUGUGUGUGUGUGUGUGU